Molecule: messenger RNA, 741 nt
Organism: Molossus molossus (Pallas's mastiff bat)
Lineage: Eukaryota; Metazoa; Chordata; Mammalia; Chiroptera; Molossidae
Gene: BST2
Product: bone marrow stromal cell antigen 2
Exons: 5
Coding region: 81-614 (177 amino acids)
Biological process (GO): defense response to virus; innate immune response
Cellular component (GO): Golgi apparatus; cell surface
Molecular function (GO): metalloendopeptidase inhibitor activity
Source: RefSeq, a predicted model, not a curated record
UAAUAAGGGGGCAGAUCCAAACAAUACAAGGUUCCAGCUUCCUUUCCUGAAUCUCAACUAAGCUCCCUAUACCUCACUACAUGGCUCCCACUUUUUACCACUAUAGGCCUCUAUCCAUGGACCAGUGCUCAGAGAAGGGGGUGCAGCACCACCGGUGGCUAGUAGUGUUCCUAGUGCUCCUAUCGGUGGGUAUGUUAGUGAGCGUGAUCGUCUUGGCUGUCAAGCUCAACAGCACCGCUUGCAAGAAUGGCCUCGUUGCUGAGCAGGAGUGUCGAAACCGCACCCACCUCCUGGAGCACCAGCUGACCCGAGCCCAGGAUGUCUUACUGGAGACUGAGGCCCAGGCUGCUGCUUGCAACCAGACUGUGGCAACCCUGAUGGCUUCCCUGGAGACGGAGAAGGCUCAGAGCCGCAAGCAACAGGAGCUAGUGCAGAAGCUUCAAGAGGAGAUCAAAGAAUUGAAGCAGAAGCUGAAGACAUCCCUGGAUCAGGAACUAAGAAAAGAAAAUGAGGCCUCAGGAGGGGAAAACAGCUCCACCAGCUCUGGAAACAUCCUCAGCCGCUGUGUGAUCACUUUACUCCUGGCCGUGAGCCUCCAGGCUCUGCUGGCCUGAGGUCCCAGGAAGCCAGCGGGCCACAACCUGGACUCGUCUGUUUUCUUCUGGCUUCCCUGACCUGGCCAGUUCUGAGCAGCCUAGCAGCAUGGUUGCGGGGAGGGGAUGGUUGUGGGGAGGGCAAGGG